UUCAGAACGAACGGAUGCGUCUCUCCCGUUCAAAAAAACAUAGAAAAAACCUUUAAAAAACCCUGUUUAAUACACGUAUUUUAUUAUACAUUAAUUUUCUAAUACAUUUCAGUGUUUUUACAGUGCAAUAUUGUGUUUAAAAGUGUGUAUUUCAAGCGGUUUUCUGUGCAAUUUGUUACUUCAAUAUGGCGUUUCAUAGCUGAAAUGAACGCGUUUUCAGUGGUGUUUUCGGGUGUGGAUCGCUGAAAAUCGGUAGUACCCGAAUAAUCUUCGCUUCAGCGUCUAAGAGAUUUCAAAGAGAACUUCAAAAACCAAAAACUGGCAUCUGCAAAGAGAUGAGGAGUAAGGCUGGGCCGGGACGUGGUUGACACUAUGGAGAUGUACUGGGUGCUGCUCGCUGCAGUCUUCAUCGCUGCUCAGGCGCAGAAUAAUCGGAAUGACGGCCCUCGAUUCCUGUCGAGAGGGCACUCGUUCAGGACAGUAGUAGGAGACACACUGCUGCUACCAUGCCAAGUACAAAACUUGGGUUCCUUAGUCCUUCUCUGGCGGAGAGGCCCAGCUGUGCUGACUGCGGCCAGUCUCAUGGUGACCAGAGAUGAAAGGUUUCGGCUCGUCGACGGGUACAAUCUGCAGAUCACUGAUGUGGGGCCACAGGAUGCUGGAGACUACGUGUGUCAGAUCUCUGACCGUGUAGCGAGAGACCAGGUGCACACAGUGGAGGUACUGGUCCCUCCGAGCGUGAGGGCCUCACCAGAGUCUCGCCAUGCUGCCGCGAGGAGAGGGGGCGCUGCUGUGCUGGAGUGUCGAGCUGCUGGGAACCCCGUACCAACUGUCACUUGGCAUAAACUUGUGAUUCCUGUUUUCCAGAAUGAUACGAACACAAGACUAGGGGAGGGCCCACAGUUGCAACUAUCGAGACUAGAGAGGGGACACAGUGGUCGAUAUGCUUGCACUGUCGAUAACGGCGUGGGCGCACCUCUAGUCGCUGAAUUCCAGCUGCAAGUUCUAUAUCCACCGGAGAUAACAGUGGAGAGAUCGUGGGUCCAUACGGGCGAGGGGUUCAGAGCUGAACUGCUGUGUACAGUGCUAGCAGACCCACCAGCAGAGGUGACCUGGUACCAAAACUCUUUCCCUCUGAGUGCCUCCGAGAGGGUCACAAUGUCCGCCCGAGGGAACAACCACACCCUCCUCAUUGCGAAUGUCCAGCCUGAAGAUUUUGGAAACUACAGCUGUGUGGCAGACAACAGCCUGGGUCGUGCCCGCCAACACGUGGAAGUGUCAGGGCGGCCCGGGCCCGCCCGCUUCACGUCCGCGCCGCUCGCUCGCGCGCAUACGCGGUACCUGCUCGCGUUCGCUGUCGACAGCUACCCUCCAUUGGACGAGCUGAGGCUUCUCUAUCGACAGUUGGCGAUCAACGAGUCGUUCCAGCAGCCUGGCAGGUGGCAUGAUGUGGUGAUCCCUGCGCCGGAGCCGGCCGGGUCUCUCACACACCGCGUCACUCAUGAACUCAGGGGUUUGCAGCCGGGAGCCGUGUAUGAGGCCAUCGUGCAAGCCAAGAACAGAUAUGGAUGGAACGAGGUCAGCGACAUCUUUCAGUUCCAUACCCUGGGCGGCACUCACACAGCUCACGCAGACGAACUAACACCAAUGUUCGCGGCGACGUCCCGGCCACGACUGGCAAGUUCUGUUCUCCUCGCCUUAAUAUAUACCCUGCGCCUCAUUUGAACCGACCAAUCAGCGAUCUCCGUUUUAAAUUUUUGACGUUUGUUUUCUUUUUUAAUCGUAUGACGAUGUGACACCAAAACUUUUUUAGUCGAUAAGCUUUUUAUAAGAGUUGUGACAAAAUGUGUUGACGCGGUUUAGUUAAUGUUUUGUAACUAAUUUUUUCAUGGUUUGCACGCGGUUUUUAAUGUUAUAGCUAAUACUGAAAACAGCGGAAUUCACAUACCUUUUAUAAUAAAAGAUUAAGUCUUAAGAAAAACAGUUAAAUCUUUAAGAUUUUUAGUCUAGUUUCAUUUAAUCGAAAGUCUACUGAUACUGACAAAAUUUGACAGCCAACUGAUAUUAAAAACCGCGCGCAAAUGAAAUUAAAGAUGGCGUUCAAUGAUGCUUAAAUUAAUGUUGCCAUACCUCGAAUCAUUCUACCAUUUUGUAAAAAAACGCAUAAAUCUUAGGAACGUUUGGAAUUUUUAUGUUUUAUAUUAUAUUUUGUGACUAUAAACGCACAUUUUAAAUUAAAUUAUUAUUUUUAAGUUGUAUAGUUGCUGGUAAUCUAUGUAAUUAGUAGUAAAAUUGUCUUUAAUACGAAGAUUUCUAACGAUUUUUAAAUUAAAAUUUGAAUUUUAAUAUAUCCGACUGCAAUUCAGUGUUAAAGUCAAAAUCAUUUAUUUCAAAUAGACCAGAAAGGCACAUUUGAACGUCAAAGCAAAUAUAAUUAUAUUGAUAACGUCUGUCUGUCGGUCAGUCCUCUAGUUGCUCUAUUUGCUCGUUCCAAAGUGUAGAUUCCUAUGGAGAAGAACGAGCAAGAAACUCCAUAGGUUACUCUUUUUCAAUCAGAUUCACAAUACAAUACUUGGUUACAUUACAAAUAUAAUUUUCCACUACUAGAGGUCGCUAAUGAGAUGCAAACUUUUUUGUCUAAUCAUCUUAGUUAUCACUAAGUUGACUGUCACACACAUCACAUUAACAGCCUAUAAGUGUCCACUGCUGACCAAAGCCCUCUUCUCACACGGAGGUUUGAGUAUUAAUCACCACGCUUGCUCAAUGCGGGUUGGCAAUUUCAAACUUAUAAUUAGAAAUUAUAAGCAAAGGUUUCCUCACGAUGUUUUCCUUCACCGUUUGUCAAUGGUGUCUAAAUAAUCUUAGAAAGUACAUAUAACUCAAAAAAAGACACAUUAGUACUUGCCGUUGGUAGGCUUCGCUCCCGUAUCCUCGGCGUCAUAAGUUGACUGCCUAGUGACUUGACAUCAGGAGUCUGUGUUUCCUGAUGGGUAUAACCUGGGUGUCUUCAAAGCCCGAGUGAAUAGGUUUCUUAUGGGCAGACGUGCUCCAUCGUAGACCGCAUCAUCACUUACCAUCAGGCGAGAUAGCGGCCAAACGUCGACCCAUCAUAUAUUAAAAAAAAACUUAAGCCACAUAUAUUGUAGCCUCCAGUAGGUAUCUCAAAACCCUCAUUAAAGUGUAUUUUUAUUGUUAAUUGUUAACUAGCGACCCGCCCCAGCUUCGCAUGGGUGCAAUGGUGAUAUAUUAUGCAUGUAUUAUACAUAUAAACCUUACUCUUGAAUCACUCUAUCUAUUAAAAAAAAACCGCAUCGAAAUCCCUUGCGUAGUUUUAAAGAUUUAGGCGUACAAAUGGACAUAGGGACAGAGAAAGUGACUUUGUUUUAUACUGUGUAGAAUCGUUAGAAAACUUCGUAUUAUCUCCUAUUUUUAAUUUAAAAACAUACCUUCUAAAUAAGAGAACCCAAAGAAAUCUAGUCGUAUCACGUUUUAAGUAUAAUUUCGCAUAAAACAUACGCUUUUUUAAUAUAUUAUAUAUAUGAUAUUAUAUGUUACUUAUAACAUAUAUAUAUUUGUAACAAACAAUAAUGAUAUUUUUACUCAUAACAUUACAGUUAUUGUAAAGUGAAUUUAUUAUUAAUAUGUAGAUUGUAAACUUAUUGGUAAGAAGAUACAGAAGGAAUUAAUGAAGCCAGAAGACUUCUGUGCCGGUGAUGAAUACCUUUUCAUAUAAAAGCGAAGCGUUUCUGGUAACAAUAUAAGUCGAAGGGUCUAAAUGUGUGAGAGAGCCAUGCUUCGGCACUGCUGGGCCGGCUCAACCGGAGUGAUACCACGGCCGAGCUGAAAACCGACGUGAAGCAACGCUUGCGUUGUGUGAGUGAGGUUACCGAAGGCCCAAUUCCCCCCUUCCCAAUCUUGCCAAUCCCCGAUUCCCCAACAACUCUUAAAUUUCUAACCCCCAAAAGGCAACGCACUUGUAACGCCUCUGGUGUUUCAAGUGUCCAAGGGCGGCGAUUGCUUAAAAUAAUAAUAAGUAGAAUACCGAUGCCAAAAAUCCAAGUGAAAGUGCUAUUGGCAAUCCGAUUGCUGAUACUCGCGUCGGCAAUCCGAGCGCUGCCGAUACAGUGGACGCAGUCUGAAAAAUUUAUCCUUUUGAUGCGAUCCGUCCGAUGCGUACGAUGCGGACCUGGGGCCUUAGUCUGCUAUUACAAUUGUAAACUGAGCAGUACGAGAGGGACGGAGCUAUGAAGGUUGCAUAGCUCUCUCGCACUGCUCUGUGGACUGUGGACGCUUCCCUUAUAUUGUUACCACUGAUGCUUAAAAACUAGUUUUCGCUAUGAUCAACAUCAAACCGUUUCUGAAUAAAAGACAAAAGAAAUGCCAUCUUUUUGAAGUUUCCAAUACGUUUUUACUGAAGAAAGCAAUCAAAUAUUAUGUAUUAAAACUGUUAUAUUUAUAUAUAUUGCCAAAUAUAUACACGAGGUGACACCGCAAGCUAAACAAACCAGUAUAAAUUGACCUUGGAAUUUGCGGAAAAGUCAUACAAAGCGAGACCAUGGUAAACUGGAUUUUUAUAGAUCCAUGCAGCAAGCUAAGUAAACCAGUAUAAACUGAUGUGAAACAACAGAUACCCUCAAUUUUAUUAUAACUCUCGUGAGACAUGCUAAAUUCAUUAUUAUAUUAUCGGCUUACUCACGUAACUGUUUGACGAGGUACUCGACUAGUAUCACGCUGCUACAAUCAAGUAGUAUGUCGCGGAAUGCUGCUCAUGAAUAUGAGCCUCUAGCAUGGCUUGAAACUAGUCGAGUUCCUCGUCAAACAGUUACGUGAGUAAGCCGAUAACAUAAUAAUUAAUACACAAUGUUUUACGACGUAACUGUGAGGUUACUCGAGGCGAUGAUUGCUUACCAUCAAGUGUAAAAUAUAAAGAAUAGUUUUAAUACAUGAUAUUGAAUGUUCAACUGAUAUAAAAUGUAGGCUCAGUAAGCGUUUAAUUAAGCAAUAAUUGUGUUAGUGAUAAAAGCUAUUUUAGAAGUAAAUAAUGUGUAUUAAAAUCCCCUUUUUUAUGUUAUUUUCGAAGACUUUACGAUGUUUUCCGUUGAUUUGUAGCUAGUGCACGUAAAAACAGUUUUGUUGUUGGCAUGGGAUUAAAGAGAUCAUCAAAACAUAAUAAUAAUAUGUUAAACGGAAUUCUACCGUUACGUAUUUAUUUUUAUAGUCUUGCAACAUUGCAGUAGUACCAAAAAGACACUCAAAGUCAAAACUACAUAUCGCUCACCUAGUAAUACAUUGGCACAUCUGCAAAAAAUGCGAAAUUGACUUUAUAUGGUUUACGUGUUUAAAAGUGCAUAUUAAUUUAUUUAUUUCCAUAUUCAUCGAGAGAGGUCGUAAGUGUCAUUAUACCAUUAUUGUAGAUUCCCCCUCGCGCACGUAAAACAUCGGUUCAUUGGUCAGUAAAGUAAAAACUAAACAAGUCAGGUAAACUAUGAAAACCGUAAAUGUGCCAAUAUAUUACUAAGUGUGCGAUAUAGUAAAUUUGACAGCUGACAUUAAUGACAGUUCUUAUUUUACCGUUCCCGCCAACUUGAAACUGAAUUGCGUUCAUUAACGACGAAAUUGAAUGUAAAUUUUUGUAAUCGAAACAAAAUUGUUUUAAUUUUUAGUCCAGAAAUUGUAAAUUAGGUGCAAUAUUAUUAAUUAAUUAUAAUUAUUUUAAGGUGUGAAUUCAAAAAGCAAUACUUCGACACAUCAUUAGGUUUUCGUAAGUUUAAGUAAUUACUUAGUUAAUAUUAUUCAUUAAAUUUUAUGUAUGUAUCUAUUUUUAUGUCGAUAUGAGGUAAUGUUAGGAGAUAGUAAACCGGAGCUGCGGACUAUCUAGCGGGUUAACCGGGGCUACGACUCAAAAGCAGAAGAAGGAACGGGGUGGUUUUUAGUCAGUAAGAGUCGAACACUCCCUCUCACCUCGCCCAAGGCGGGAGAAGACAUAGGAUGAUUUGACCCCCAUCAAAAAAAAGAAAAGAAUGGUCUUCUAUUGAUUGUAGCGUGAUGUUAUAUAGCCUAAAGCCUUCCUCGAUGAAUGGAGUAUCCGACACAUAAAUAUUUUUUUAAUUCAAACUAGUAAUGCCGAAAUAAACGUGUUCAAACAAACAAACUUUUAAAAAUACUUCACUUCCAUCCCCAUCAUAUAGAUGGUUGCCAGGGGCCUUAGUCUGCUAUUACAAUUGUGUCAGAAUGGUCGAUCACUGAGCAGUGCGAGAGGGACGGAGUUAUACAACCUACAUAGCUCCGUCCCUCUCUCGCACUGCUCAGUGAUCGACCAUUCUGACACAAUUGUAAUAGCAGACUAAGGCCCCUGGCCACAACUGUGCGCUUCUCACUAAACUUUCUGCCUCGCACAGCAAAACUGUGGAAUGAGCUGUCGUCGGCGGUAUUUCCGAACCGAUACGGCCUUUAAAUCUUCAAGAAAAGAGCAUACUACUUUUUAAAAAGGCUGGCAACACACCUGUCACGCCUCUGGUGUUGCGGGUGUCCAAAGGCGGCGCUGGUCGCUUACCAUCAGAUGCCACAUAUGCUAUAAAAAACUUAAUUUAACUCAACUUUAAAAUACUUAUAAUAAGGGUUCCGUUUUUUUGUCAUUUGACUACGGAACCCUAAAAAAGAACAUCACUAACAUACAUACAUAAGCUCACGCCUGUCUCCCAUGGGGGUAGGCAGAGACAAUGGUACGCCAAUAGGCUAGUUUCCUACUAGUCAAAUUCAAUACUUUUUUCGAAACGUCAAAAACGAUAUUUUCUAUGAACUUUGUAUCAAAUAGUGCGUUAUGACGUCAUAAGUUUUUCACGUCAAAUAGCAGACUUAUUACUAGAAAUUUAGCUAGAAAAAAUCGAAAAUUAAAUAGUUCAUCAAAUUUAUGAAUGAGAGUGUGAUUAUUUUUUAAUAUUUUAUUGUAUUGAAAACUUGUAAUAAUUUAUUUUUGACCGAGGAUACUACCCAAUUGCUACGAAUCUUUUUUUUUUUUUUUUUUAGGGUGGAAAACCAUCCAAUGACUUCUCCCGCCUUGGGCGAGGCGAGAGGGAGUGUCAGACUCUUCAUCAUCAUCAUCAUCAUCAGCCUAUAGCAGUCCACUGCUGGACAUAGGCCUCCCCACUUGUUCGCCACUUUGCUCUAUCACUAGCGACUAAAAACGACGACUCUGGUUUUUAGUCAGACUCUUACUGACUAAAAACCACCCCGUUCCUAUUCCUGCCCGUCGAGCCGGAGCCCCGGUAAACCCGCUAGGUAGUCCGCAGCUCCGGAUUAGGCAUCAGCCCUACUGGGCCCCAUCUGUGGUGGUCUGAUGGCUCUUUGAGGCGCGCGCAGAACGCGACGCGCCGCACGCACGGGUCUGGUUCUGGUCGGGCGGCGAGCUACCCUUGCUCGCCGUCCGCAGACCCGCACUUACGGUGGCCGGAGAUCGUCGCGCGAUCCCCGACGCCCGGAGUGUCUCUCGCGACGGCUGGGGCGUGAGGAGGUUCGUUCUCUCACGCGCCCCGCCUCCUCCUUAGCUAGCAUGACUGCUUCGCAGAAGGAGGAGACGGCAUCCCAGUCCCCCUCGCUCCGCACCAUGGCUUGUAUCAGUGCCGGACGCGAGAGGGCGCCGUCGCCGACCACAUCCCUGAGGACACGGCGGUGCUCAGCCCACGCAGGGCAGACCGCAAGCGUAUGUUCCACCGUGUCCUCCGGGCGGUCUUCGCAGUGAUGACACCCGGGCGUUUCCUCCCGCCCAAUCAGAAACAGGAACCUACCGAAGCUUCCAUGUCCGGUAAGCACCUGCGUCAGGCGGUAGGUGAGGACGCCGUGGCGCCUCUCUAGCCACUCCUCAAA
Molecule: messenger RNA, 7863 nt
Organism: Spodoptera frugiperda (fall armyworm)
Lineage: Eukaryota; Metazoa; Arthropoda; Insecta; Lepidoptera; Noctuidae
Product: igLON family member 5-like
Exons: 14
Coding region: 373-1725 (450 amino acids)
Biological process (GO): synapse organization; homophilic cell-cell adhesion
Cellular component (GO): axon; neuronal cell body; plasma membrane
Molecular function (GO): axon guidance receptor activity; protein binding
Source: RefSeq, a predicted model, not a curated record